AUGGCUGAACCGGAUAUCGACAUUGAUUCUAUUAUUGAGAGGCUACUGGAAGUCCGUGGCUCUCGUCCAGGAAAGCAGGUGCAGUUGGUUGAAAAUGAGAUCAAGUUCUUAUGCACUUCGGCUCGUGAGAUCUUCAUCAACCAGCCAAUCCUUCUAGAGUUGGAGGCACCAAUCAAAAUCUGUGGUGACAUCCAUGGACAAUAUUAUGAUUUACUUCGUCUAUUUGAAUAUGGUGGUUUCCCACCCGAUGCAAACUAUCUAUUCCUGGGAGACUAUGUCGACCGUGGCAAACAAUCGUUGGAGACCAUCUGUUUAUUAUUAGCCUACAAGAUCAAGUACCCCGAAAACUUCUUUAUCCUCCGUGGGAACCAUGAGUGUGCCAGUAUUAACAGGAUCUAUGGCUUCUAUGAUGAAUGUAAACGUCGGUACAAUAUCAAGCUCUGGAAGACCUUCACCGAUUGUUUCAAUUGUUUGCCCGUGGCUGCGAUCAUUGACGAAAAGAUCUUUUGUAUGCAUGGAGGACUCUCACCCGAUUUGUUGAACAUGGAACAGAUUCGACGGGUCAUGCGUCCGACAGAUGUUCCGGACACGGGUCUGCUCUGCGACUUGCUAUGGUCCGAUCCAGACAAGGAUAUCACUGGAUGGAGUGAAAACGAUCGGGGUGUCUCCUUCACCUUCGGUCCAGAUGUCGUCAGUCGGUUUUUACAAAAGCAUGACAUGGAUCUGAUCUGUCGUGCCCAUCAGGUCGUAGAGGAUGGAUACGAAUUCUUUGCGAAACGUCAAUUGGUCACCCUUUUCUCAGCCCCAAACUACUGUGGAGAAUUCGAUAACGCAGGCGCAAUGAUGAGUGUUGAUGAGACUCUGAUGUGCUCAUUCCAGAUUUUGAAACCAGCAGAGAAGAAGCAAAAAUAUACAUAUGGUGCAUUGGGCGCAGGGAGGCCGGUGACACCUCAGCGUGGCAAGAAGAAGAAGGAGAUGUCCAAGGUUACGUAA
Lobosporangium transversale is the source of this 993-nucleotide messenger RNA. Its product is annotated as Metallo-dependent phosphatase-like protein. The coding region runs from base 1 to 993 and encodes 330 amino acids. Lineage: Eukaryota; Fungi; Mortierellomycota; Mortierellomycetes; Mortierellales; Mortierellaceae. Gene Ontology annotation, molecular function: protein serine/threonine phosphatase activity. The transcript is spliced from 4 exons. The record is from RefSeq and is a predicted model, not a curated record. Gene Ontology annotation, cellular component: cytoplasm; nucleus.